AUGUCUCAACUCAGAUGCAGGAAACCCACCACCGAGGAUAGUUUUGACGUCCCAGUAAUCGUUGAAGCCACUGAGGAUCAAAAGUGUUUGACAACGGAAAAGAAGUUACAACUAAUCGAAGAUGAUAUGGUGGAUCUAUACGAGUUCUGCGUGAAGGCUGGGUUCAGUGUCGAUGAUAUCGGUGCAUGUUAUAGCCCAAUAUUUGGUGUAAUCCGUGAAGCUAACAUUGCCAAGUUGAUAGCGUACGGAAAAGUGGCAGCAGUCUCCCUCGUUGUCGGCAUUAUCCUCUGCUAUUGCAGCUGGUCGUAUCAAUUGAUUUGUAGUUUCAUCCGGAUCACGUUUCUAAAAACACUUCCAUACUGGGAUUGGCGUUACCUGUAUGCAGAUAAAUGCCUGGUGUACAACCCAUAUCAGAACUCGAAAUCUCUCAAUGAAUCUGACUGCAAGACAUGUGAGGAGUUUAUGACACCUAUUAAAAUUAAUGACGUAACCGAAGCGGAAAUGACGAAAUAUCUACACACAAAUACACCUGUUAUUGUAACUGAUGCAGUAAAGGACUGGGAGGCGUAUAGACAGUUCAAUUCAAAGUUCAUAGCAAAGUUAUUCAUUAGAAAUCCAGUUCUGAGCACAUCGUAUCUGUGUAAAGUGGUCAGUAUGGACCCAGACAAUCCAUUUUUACUGCACGUACUUCGAGGGAUGGCAGCAAACAAGCACUGGAAUAUAUACUGGCAGAACUGUGCACAGUCCGCAGUCAAGAUAUUGAGGCAGUAUUACACGAGACCUUACUUCAUGCCUCCUAUGGUUGAGUUUGGGUCUUCCAAUUGGUUGGUUUUAACAUCUGGUUAUAACGUGGAAGAUGUGACUGCGUUCGAGUCUCAAUAUAACCGUAUUACGUUUUAUAAUAUUAUGGGCUUUCAAUCAUCGGAUGAGAUGGCGCACACUAUGACAUGGUUCGCCCAGCUGAAAGGAAACUACCUCAUUACAUUAAUACCGAAUGCAGUAUGUACCGACAUUUGUCAUAAAGUACACAUCAUUCUGAAUCCAGGCGAAAUGUUGGUAUUUAGUAAUGACAUGUGGAUAUUGGAAUACAAAGUAUCGGGAAGUGCAGAUGCCGUAGCAUUAGCUGCUAAUGGAAAUUGGGACUGA
Molecule: messenger RNA, 1146 nt
Organism: Saccoglossus kowalevskii
Lineage: Eukaryota; Metazoa; Hemichordata; Enteropneusta; Harrimaniidae
Source: RefSeq, a predicted model, not a curated record